AUGUGGAAAGUGUUUGUGUAUUCCUCUGAGACUGAGAUUUGGACUACCAAGAUCAUUCACUGUCCUCGUCAAAUGACCUGCCUGCCUUAUCUCACGCUGAAUGGUACGAUUUACUUUACCUGUUUUAGUGUACAUGGAGUAGUCGCAUCUCAUGACUUCUAUUCCGAAUCCGACCAAUUUUGGGUUGUGCAACUACCGUACCAUCCGUGUCCCUUUGAGGACAUCGAACGAGCCUUUACUACAUCUGGAGGCUGUGUUAUAUAUGUCAGAGCAUUAGCUCAAAAGGAAGAAACUGUUUUAAAGAUUUGGAGGUUGAACAAUGAUCAAUCUUGGCAGCUUUUGUGGGACAUGGGCCUCCCUAUUCUUGGUAAUUGUGCACCCAUGGCGAUGCAUCCAUUUGAUGUAGGUAUUGUCUAUGUAUUGUGUCAACAUGAUCAUCAUUUGGUGUCAUGUAACCUGCGGACACGAAAGAUCACAAUCCUCAGGGAUGCAGAUAAUGAUGGUCAUCAAGAUUGUUUCGUUGACGAGUCUGUAUGUGUCGAGAGUGUGAACACAUUAUGGGAUCCAAGAUCACCACCACCACCACCAUCAAAGUGCAUGUGUAGAGCUAUGGUCUGGUUCCUCCCAUUUGUCCUCCCACGGUGGAUGGAAUCGGUGCCUCGUCCUCCCCAAGCUGAGAUGAUGGAUACAACUUCACUGCUUUCUUACACUACUUCAAGGCAGGCUACAAUGAAGAGGAAUAGAGACAACAACUGUUUUUGA
Molecule: messenger RNA, 762 nt
Organism: Microthlaspi erraticum
Lineage: Eukaryota; Viridiplantae; Streptophyta; Magnoliopsida; Brassicales; Brassicaceae
Source: the annotation of a GenBank genome assembly